AUGGAGAGCUCAGACAGCAUGAAGCAGGAAUCCAGAUCGAAGUCAGCUUUGUGGGGGGGCACACCGCAAUACGACUAUGUCUGCUUUGAGAAAUGCACCCAUUACGGGAUACCCUUGGAGGCAGGACGCGAGGCCGGGGGGACAGGGGACGACCUGCACUGCCUGGAGAACUCUCUCAGCCACCCACAGCUUUAUGGCCAAUACACAGACCAAAUAACUGACUUUGCAGAGAAGGAAGCAGCAAAACUACUGAAUACAAGGCAGACCCAAAAGAACAAGGAAAGACCCCUGAAACGUCAGAGUCAAGUAGAUAUAAAAGAAGAGCACUAUUCCAAAUGUCAAGCCUGUGCUAGACGCAUCCAGAAAUACAUCACCAGGAAGCUUGGAGAGGACUGGAUUUUCUUGGUUCUGUUGGGACUGGUCAUGGCGUUGGUGAGCUGGGGAAUGGACUAUGCCAGUGCAAAGAGCCUACAGGCCUACAAGUGGAUGUACAAAGAGCUAAACCCGAAUAUUCCUAUGCAGUAUCUGGCGUGGGUCACAUACCCACUUGUUCUCAUUCUGUUUGCGGCCAUUUUUUGCCACCUCGUCUCUCCACAGGCUGUUGGGUCUGGGAUCCCAGAGCUCAAGACAAUUAAGGGAGUGGUCCUCAAAGAAUAUCUCACUCUCAAAGCUUUUGUGGCCAAAGUUGUGGGCCUCACAGCUGGACUUGGAAGCGGCCUGCCUGUGGGGAAAGAGGGUCCUUUUGUGCAUAUUGCUAGUAUCUGUGCAGCAGUACUCAGCAAGUUUAUGUCAAUCUUCUGUGGUGUGUAUGAGCAGCCAUAUUAUUACACGGAUGUCCUGACUGUGGGUUGUGCUGUGGGUGUUGGCUGCUGCUUUGGGACACCACUUGGAGGGGUCCUUUUCAGCAUUGAGGUCACUUCUACUUACUUUGCUGUGCGCAACUAUUGGAGAGGUUUCUUUGCAGCUACCUUUAGUGCCUUCAUUUUCCGAGUCCUUGCUGUUUGGAACAAGGAUGCAGUUACCAUCACAGCCCUGUUCAGAACUAACUUUCGCAUGGAUUUCCCCUUCGAUCUGCAAGAGCUGCCAGCAUUUGCUGUAAUAGGGAUAUGUUCUGGAUUCCUUGGAGCAUUUUUUGUUUAUCUUAAUCGUCAAGUGGUCCUAUGCAUCCGGCGUCAUACAGCUCUAAGCCAGUUUCUCACCAAAUACCGCCUCAUAUACCCUGGGGUUAUAUCCUUCCUUAUAGCAACUGUGACCUUUCCUCCAGGGUUUGGACAGUUCAUGGCAGGAGAGUUGAUGCCACGGGAAGCCAUCAGCUCUCUCUUUGAUAACUAUACCUGGGCAAAACACACAGGAGACCCCCAGAUCCUAGGUAAAUCUGCUGCCUGGAUCCACCCCAAAGUCAGUGUCUUCAUCAUCAUCCUGCUAUUCUUUCUCAUGAAGUUCUGGAUGUCUGUCAUUGCUACUACAAUGCCAAUCCCCUGUGGAGGCUUCAUGCCUGUUUUUGUUCUGGGUGCUGCAUUUGGACGUCUUAUUGGGGAAAUCAUGGCAUCACUCUUUCCUGAUGGGAUCCUCUUUGAUGGCAUUGUUUACAAAAUCUUACCUGGAGGGUAUGCUGUCAUUGGUGCAGCAGCUCUGACAGGAGCAGUCAGCCACACUGUCUCCACUGCUGUGAUCUGCUUUGAGCUGACAGGUCAAAUUUCUCACAUCCUGCCCAUGAUGGUAGCUGUCAUUCUUGCCAACAUGGUGGCCCAGAGUCUGCAACCCAGCCUCUAUGACAGCAUCAUCCAGGUGAAGAAGUUGCCUUACCUGCCAGACCUGGGCUGGAAUCAUAUAAGCAAAUACAAUGUCUUUGUUGAAGAUAUUAUGGUUCAAGAUGUGAAGUUCGUCUCCUCCAACUGUAAAUAUCGAGACUUGCAAACUCUGCUCCAAAGCACCACUGUUAAGACUUUGCCUUUGGUGGACUCACCAGAGACCAUGAUCCUACUGGGGUCUGUGGAGCGCUCUGAACUGCAGGCACUCCUCCAGAGACAUAUCAGCCCAGAACGGCGACGGUGCCUCAACAGAGAAAUGCAGCAGAAGCUAGCUGAGGCACCUUACAAUGGACACAGUAAGGGAUCAGGGGCAACCCCGCCAAAGCUGAAGCAUGAGUCUUUUGCUUAUGUUGAUGAGGAUGAGGAUACAGAUGAGAAGGCAGAGCUGCCCCUGCCACCAACUCCCACUUCUAGUUACCCAGAGGAGCCCAACGGCCCAACAAGUCCUGUUAAACAAACACACGAAAUUUUGGAGCCACAGCAACCCCCAGGCAAUUUCCGGAAUUUGAGGCAACUGAUCCAGCAGCUCUUGUGCCCUUUCAACCAUCCACUUGAAAGAGAAAGUGAUGUCCAGGAGCCAGUGGAACUCAUUGAUACAAUGACACCAGAAGAGAUAGAUGCUUGGGAACAGGAGGAGCUGAACAAGGAUGUAUGCUUUGACUGCUGCUGCAUAGACCCUUCCCCUUUCCAACUGGUGGAGAGAACUUCCCUGCACAAGACACAUACAUUGUUUUCAUUACUGGGACUCAGCCAUGCCUACAUAACCAGUAUGGGGAAGCUGAGGGGAGUGUUGGCUUUGGAAGAGCUUCAGAAGGCAAUAGAGGGCUCUACACGCUCUGGAGUUCGCCUCCGCCCUCCCCUUGCCAGUUUCCGUGACACAAACCGGACUUCAAUCAGCAGUGAGAAGAUCAGCCAGGCCACUCAGGCGUGGAACCAGCAAGACAGCUGCAUGGUGGCUGCACAGAAUGCAGCAGACUUGGGGACAGAAAGCCCACUACCUCCCUACUCACACUCCCCACAACCCUCUCACUUGCAUGAUGAAGGGGAAGGCCUGUACUCCAAUUAUGCCACUGAUACUGAUUUGGAAGAGAUGGAGCUGACAGGACCAGUUGCUGAAGACAUCUCAGACAUCCUCAAGGACAUAAGCCUACGCUCCACUGAUCUGUAUGAGGAUGAAGAUGAGGAUGAAGAUGUCCAUUUAUAACUGCUGUGAGCCCAUCGUGAUCUUCCGUUGAGCCAGUCUUCUCGUGCGUGCUCCUCAAACAGAAGCUUUUGGAUGCUCUCGGUAACCACAGAGGAUUGAUUCAGCUGGGGGAAGAAACACAGGACUGGCCCAUUUUUGCUGUUUUAUGUGCAAAUACCAGUUGGGUUAUUGGACUGUAUGGGUGUGUACAGGAGUCAGAUGUGAACUGCAAGGUGGCUAAGGGGCAGGCUCAUAAUGUUUAAGGCCUCUGCUUUCAGUUGAGGUGAGGUGUCUACACAACAUGUCACAAAGGAUAAUAAGAGGACAUGAAUAUUGCUGGACACAAUCAGCAUGCUCUGGGUCAAUCUGCUAUGUAAAAAGUGGAGGAGUAGCAGCUCUUCUCAUUCUCCAUUGGUGUCAUCCUUCCAGUCACACCUGACCUGCAUACACCAGUGCAAACCAGACCUCCAGCCAAAAAGCAUAUUGCUGCUUCUGUCUGCAAUCCUGUCCAUGUUGCCAUAGAUCCUUUUGGCUAGCUCUUACCUUGCACUCCCCAAAACAUUCCCAUCAAGAACAUUCUUCCUCUUUCUUAAUUUUUACUCUGGGAUUUUUCUGGGUGGAAGUGCAGUUAGGAGCUUCUCCUCUGUCCUUUAGCUGAACCAAGCCCUAAAAACAGGUGGGAGGAAAUAUAUUUGGUCUACAUCUCAUGUCUUGAAUUCAGCCACAGCUUUAAGAAAAGCACUGAAAGGGAGGAAAGACUCUUUGCUUUCCUAUCUCUGUAAUUUUUAAAUUGUACGUGGGAGCAUCCUCUGUGUUGGAAGAAGAGGAGUAAAACAGCAUGUAUGUGCCUGUAUUUCAAUAUCUGUGUUUGUCUCUCUAAAGCACUGUUCAAAAUUUUUACAGAGUUAUAGUCUUAAAAUACAAGAACUUAAAAUAAAUUUAAAAAUAAAGAACUAUGGAGUGUUAGCAGGCUGACAAGAAAUACAGCAGAGGCGAGCCACAUUUUCUACACUUUGAAAACAAGUUAUCUCUCAAGUAUGCUCUUUUUCCUGGUAAUUCAACCCUACCUACUUUCCACAUAUUUCUGCAUAGCUCAGAUCUGAGAAUUCCAGCUCUCGCUUUUGUCAGUGUCUCCACCAGGACUAAAAGCGAGACUUCAACCCUUGUCUGCAGCAUCCCUCUCUAUUCCAUAUUUAGAUUUGGAGGAGAUUUUGAUCUGUUUCCUGCAAAGAGAUGUCUCGUCACUUCAUUUCAUAGAUGCAAAACCUUUGCAUUCAAAGAUAAGAUGCUGCUUUAACUCAAUGUCCUUGUGGGGUUUCCUCAGUAAGUAUACAGAAUUUGAUUUUGUCUAUUCUGCAGCUUUCCUCUAACAUUCUACUUUUCUUUCAAUUAUGUUUUUGGUCUAGACACUUAGAUGCAGUCCCAAGCAGUCCCUUGGAUAUGUUUUCAUUUAUCAGGAACAGGGGAGAAAUUUAGGCUCUGAGACUAUGUUCUUGGGAGUAUUGCCUUGGAUAGUGAGCCACAUCCUCUUCCCUGAUAUUUAAAAAAGUUUAUCUUAUUCAGAGUGACCGGUUUCACCUGACAGAUGUUUUUCCCAAGGCUGUCUCAGAAGAAAGUCAAAAAUAGUUACAUCUAGCCCAGCCUCCCUAGGAAAAUUCUCUUUUGGCUUUAAUUCCAAGGACUGACCUUUUACCAAAUUCACUUUUAUGGUAGUCAUGGAUGGGGAAAUCUGUAACCAAGUGAUGGUAGAGGGAAAUCUACAUAGCUGGUCUCUUGGAGAGGGAGAGAUUUACUUUUGUUCUCUGAAAUUCAGAGCCCACCAGCCUACCGUGUAUUCUUUUACACAUGGUUCCUGUGUUUAAGCUAUCUAGGGACAGCCUUUCCAUGCCAAAGUGAUCUUCACUUCUCUGAAGGUCACCCUGUCCUUGUGAGAAGACAGUGGCAAUAUGAGGGCAAGUCUCUCAUUCACAGCAGCUGCCUGCCUCCACCAGAGGUUUGGGGCACAUAUCUGAUUGCCAGGCAUUAGAACACAGCCUUCCUGCUACCUUUGUGUCACCUUCCCCUGCCUGCAAAGAAGAGACAACACAACUGCUAUUUUUCCCAGGUAACUGUGAUAUUCCUAUGUAUAAGCAGAGGAGAAACAACAUUUCUUUUAUAUAUCCAUAAAUGCACAGUGAGUGACAACACUCCAAGACCAAAUCUGACCUGAGGGUCCACACAGCCUCAGGAAGGACGAGUUUCUCCAAGUCUGCUCCUACCUUAUUACCAGCAAGUACAGACUUGGUUCUGCCACAUUUUGCAGCUUAGCCAAACAAUUGCAAUGAAACAGAUAAGAUGGGAAGAAAUUUAGAGGCUAGAGUCAAUACACCUCCCCCAACUCUAGCCUGAAUAAAGAUAUAUGUUCUGCUCAAGUUCCUCACUUCUCUUAUGGUGUGUUACAGAAGAACAGAGAUUUGACUGGAUGAGAAAGCAGAUGGAGUCUAAAUCAAAGCCAGAGAGUGUGUGACUCACGACAGACAGAUUGUGGGCUGGGAGAAAUGAAGCUCGAACAAAAAUGAUUCACAUGGAAGGGCUUGGGAAGCUCACAGGAAGCCACAAGCUAACCUGGAAAAUUUCAUGUUUUGUCACUUGAGGGUAUAAGGACACAAACAUGCAUGCCUGCACAUGCACACACACAUAUCUCCUCCACUCCUAUUGCCCUUAGCUGUCCCAGAGGAAAUAUGAUGAAUUGGACUUCUUUUUGUGGGGAAGCAGAAAGACGGAUGUUGUUAGUGCUGCUCUUUAAAGACAUCAUUCAAGAUCCAUUACAGGUAUGCCCCAUCCCCACCCUUCGAGCAGAAGCAGUAUUCAUCUGUGCCACUUUCUCACCAGAGAAAAAGUAUGCACACAUGGAUGUGUAUAGGGAACCAGAAGGAAACAAAAAUAAAAAAAUUUAAAAAGUACUGCAAAAAUAGCUUGUGAUGUCUGGAGAUGUUUCCGCCUCCAUUUUUACUAAUAAAAUCUUCACUGAAUUGAUGCCAAGUACUUUAGUAAGUGUGAAAUGUGCAGUUAGCUGACUUUUGUCAAGAACUCUCUAAGCCUGCACCCCCUCAGGCAACCCAGUACUCCUAUCCCCCGCCUCCCACCCCAAGUUUAAACUUGAAACCUUUGUCCUGCAUACAAAGUGACAUUGAUCAGUCACUAUAAAACCUGCAUCUCUCAUCCUAUGAAAGUAGAGACUUGGCUAACUACCUACAAAAAAACAUUCUUCUCCCAAAUCAAGCUCUCCCCAUCAAUGAGACCUUCCUAUUCAUUUAGAAAAUCAAACCUCAGCUCUACCCAAAAAAAAUCCAAGCACAAGCCUUGAGAAACAAGAAGCUCUGAGACUGUUUUGAAUCACAAAAACUUGCCUUUGUCUUAAAUAACCUAUGCAGUUGCUUAGAAUCACUUCUAUUGGGCAAAGAUUCAUGUAACACUAAGCUUGUCACUAACACUGAAAGCACUAAAAUAGAACUGAUCUUGUUCAGCAUUUUUUGCUCCAACCACCUGCUGAACUACAUUUGGUACCCAACAUAUAGGGAAAUACUCGCGAAGAACACGAUAGUUAAAAAUCUCCAUCAGAGCAGAAAUUUUGGGGAAAUCACCACCACCACCAUACACACACAAAAAAAAACCACCACCCUUUUGCCUUCUAUCUUCAAGAAAAAAUGUAGUCCUAAUCUCAGCUAAUUGCCAGAUUACUGAUUUUCAGCU
Messenger RNA from Cygnus olor (mute swan), 6726 nucleotides. It is a transcript of the gene CLCN1, whose product is annotated as chloride voltage-gated channel 1. The record is from RefSeq and is a predicted model, not a curated record. Gene Ontology annotation, molecular function: voltage-gated chloride channel activity. Gene Ontology annotation, biological process: transmembrane transport; chloride transport. Lineage: Eukaryota; Metazoa; Chordata; Aves; Anseriformes; Anatidae. Gene Ontology annotation, cellular component: membrane.